UAAUGGGAUGAUGGCGGCUAGUAGUGGCAAGCACAAAUUGCUGAGUACUGGCCCUACUGAACCAUGGUCGAUCCGCGAGAAGCUAUGUUUAGCGUCUUCAGUGAUGCGGAGCGGAGACCAAAACUGGGUAUCGGUUAGCAGAGCAAUCAAACCCUUUGCAGAACCUGGACGUGCACCAGACUGGUUUUCACAAAAGCAUUGCGCAUCCCAGUAUUCAGAACUGUUGGAGACAACAGAGACUCCCAAACGAAAGCGUGGUGAAAAAGGAGAAGUUGUGGAAACUGUGGAGGAUGUAAUUGUUCGUAAGCUCACAGCUGAGCGAAUUGAUGAGUUGAAGAAACUUAUUAAGGAGACUCAGGAGAAAUACAGAAAGGUGAAGAGAGAAGCAGAGCUGAUCCAAUCUGGUCAUGGAGACAGUAAACUUCAGGAAACGUGGAAUGAUAUUGUUGCAAGGAAGAAACAGGAAGAAGAGGAGGCUGAGAUGAAGAGGCGUGCAACAGAAAGUGCUUUUCAGGCCCGCCAAGCAGCAAAAAAUGCGCCUAAACGACUGAUGAGCUUGCCUAUCCGGUCCCCACUAGAAUCAAGUUCUCCUGGAAUAGACUACUCGGCUACAGAUACGACACAGCUGGUGUCGAUAAACAUCGGAAGCACUCCGAAUAUUCCAGUGAUCUCAGCCCCUGAGACUCCCGUCACCUCCACAAAUCUUGAAACUCCCCUGACUCCAGUGCUGGAGGAUUCUCCCCAGAAAAGGUUAUUGGGACAGAAAGCCACGCCUCCACCCUCUCCACUGUUGUCCGAGCUCCUGAAAAAAGGGAGUCUCCUGCCUACAAGUCCUAGGCUUGUCAGUGAAGCUGAGCUGCAGGUGAAUUCUGGUCAUGUUGCUAGUCCGAAUGUGCAUGUUGAAAUGGGAGCAGGUGUGUCAACGCUGCAUGUUCCAGAGCUACAGUCCAAUGUACCAGUGUCCCCGGCACCUGCAGGAGCCCCUACUCUGUCCAGGCUUUUGGAGGCCGGCCUCUCGCACUUCACGCCACCUUUCGUUCCCUUCUCUACUAUCAGCAGUGAGGCACCACCUCCAGUUAAACCUUUGCAAAAUCUAGCUGACCAGGUGUGUUCAGCCGGCACCACAGCAAUGACGCAGGAGAGCAGCGGGACAGUUGAAGAAACCACCAUUUGUGUUCAGGUGGAGAGCUGUGAGGAACAGCCAUCUCUAUCAGUAUCUGGAGAUCUGGCUGGCUUCUCUGUGUUAAUUGACUCUGGAGAAAGCAAGUGUCUACCAGGUGGCAGUUUGCAGAUUACGAGAACAAGAGAGGGCAUUGCAGAUCAGCAUCAACCAAAGCUUGAAGACACCGAAGAUACUGGGGUAUCUGAUUAUACAGAUAUGCUGAGCUUGGGCAACCAGGCAGACAUCCUAGCAAUCAUUGAAGAGAAGGUGGAGGAAGCAGCAGAACUGAUAAAUCUUCCCCCUGAUGAUAUUGGAGAGCAGCUAGCUGCCACUGAAGGAGAUGCUGCCUCCCUGUUUCGGGCAGAGCAGGUAAUAAAGGAGGAAGCUGAAGAGGUCCAGCAGCAGACUCAUAAAUCCGAACACCGACCUAGUGAUGAAUCUCAAGUGUUGGCUGGUUUGGGAACUGAGGAAAAACUGACUUUCAAAGCAAUUAAGCAAGAGUUGCCAGAAAAAGUGAAGGCAGAGCAAGAACAGGAAGAAGAGUCAAAUUCAGGUCAUGCACAACAGAUACUGGGUGUUAGAAACGCAACAAAUUCCCCAGACAGUGGACUGAAAACAGAGACACUUGGGUUGGAGCAUUCUUUACCUCGGAGCAUCAUGCGAAGUAAAAGCACGUCUGAAGAACCAUCACAUCCGUCGCCCUGGAGCACCGCACGCAGCAAAAGUACCUCUGAGGAAAUCGGACAACUUUCUCCCAGGAUCACUAUUCAGAACAAAAGUGGCUCUGAUGAUGUGGGACAGUCUGAAAUUCUAGAUUCCUCAAAGGAAGAGAGUGGAGUAGUUAUAAAGAGCCAUAUCAAGCUGCAAGAGAUGCUUGUUCCAAAAGAGGAGGAUGGAGCCAGUGAAGCUGCUAGUGUGGAUGAGGCCAGGGAAGAGGAACCGAAUGAGGUCUAUAUGUCAGAAACUGACAAUGAGCCACCUGUCAGUGAAAGUGAUGAUGGCUUCAGUAUUCAUAAUGCACAUUUGCAGUCUUCAGUCCUUGCUGAUUCAAUACCCAGCAGCCCUGCUUCCUCACAAUUUUCAGUCUGUAGUGAAGAUCAAGAAGCCAUUCAAGCUCAGAAAAUCUGGAAAAAGGCUAUUAUGCUGGUAUGGAGAGCAGCUGCCAAUCACAGAUAUGCUAAUGUAUUCCUUCAACCAGUGACAGAUGAUAUUGCCCCAGGAUAUCAUAGCAUUGUACACAGACCAAUGGAUUUAUCUACAAUAAAGAAAAAUAUUGAGACUGGUUUAAUCCGCACAACAGCAGAGUUUCAGCGAGACAUAAUGCUUAUGUUCCAGAAUGCAGUAAUGUAUAAUAGCUCUGACCAUGAUGUGUAUCACAUGGCAUUAGAAAUGCAGAGAGAUGUUUUGGAGCAAAUUCAGCAAUUCCUCGCCACACAGUUAAUAAUGCAAACAUCCGAGUCCGGAAUCAGCGCUAAGAGCCUGCGUGGGCGUGACUCAACUCGAAAACAGGAUUCUGCAGAGAAGGACAGUGUCCCCAUGGGUUCUCCUGCCUUCCUUCUAUCUCUCUUUCUCAAAUGCUGUCGCAAGACUUCCCUACUUUACACUACAUCCCCUUUGAAUGGAGUCCAACACUUCAGUAAUGAGCAAGUUAGACAAAGGACAUCCAGCAGACAUGAUCUUCUGGAUUUCCAGAAGGCCUUUGACAAGGUGCUGCACCAGAGGCUGCUAAAUGAAAUAAGAGUCCGUGGUGUUCGAGGCAAGGAGGACAGUAGUGAAGAAGAAUUUUGUGAUGUCGAUCUUUCAGAAUUUGGUAUAGAGCUGUCUGUCUCUGAGAGUGAUGUUAGCUUCAGUUCCCAGCAGUUUUUAAUUUUGGAUGAGUCAGCAGCUAGCAGUCACACAUCCUCCCAGCUAUCCACAAGUACAGACCAGGAUCAGAUUUCAGCUCAAAGGAAUUGGAAAAGGACAGUGCUGCUCAUGUGGAAGGAGAUAGCCAGCCACAGAUUUGCUAGCCUGUUUUUGAACCCAGUAACUGAGGAACGUGUUCCUGGAUAUCACAGCCGAGUGCACAGACCAAUGGAUUUGUCCAAUAUAAAGAGAAACAUCAGAAAAGGACUGAUUCGCACAACUGCUGAAUUUCAGCGGGAUAUUAUGCUAAUGUUCCAGAAUGCAGUGAUGUACAACAGCUCUGAUCAUGAUGUUUAUCACAAAACUGUGGAAAUGCAGCGAGAUGUCUUGGAACAGAUCCAGGAUAUACUAGAAGCAGUGGAGUUGGGUGACUUUAACAAGAGCCUCAAUGGAUAAAAGCUUGCAUCCAACAGGAAAAUAAGUAUUUUCCCUUUGGAGAAGAUGGAAAAUGAAAAGUUUUGUCUUUGGUUUCUCAAUGCAGUAUUAAUGCAGUGUUUAUAAGUUCAGUAUAAUGGUUGUAACUGUGGUAAUAUGUCAUAUGGGAGAAGGAACCAUAAUUUAUUGUAUACAAGUUGCUAAGCGCUGCAGGAAUGCAGACUGCUAUUCAUUUUCAGAGGCACGUUCCUCGCCACAAGGAGGAAAAAAUGUGCUUUUGACUUUUUUCAAUAAAUGUUUGUUGUAGUUCCAGUGUUCAGUUCAAUUUCCUAAAGUUUAUUGACUGGCUGCCUCUCAGU
Molecule: messenger RNA, 3801 nt
Organism: Rhincodon typus (whale shark)
Lineage: Eukaryota; Metazoa; Chordata; Chondrichthyes; Orectolobiformes; Rhincodontidae
Gene: brd8a
Product: bromodomain containing 8a
Exons: 29
Coding region: 8-3463 (1151 amino acids)
Cellular component (GO): NuA4 histone acetyltransferase complex
Molecular function (GO): protein binding
Source: RefSeq, a predicted model, not a curated record